Messenger RNA from Fibroporia radiculosa, 1668 nucleotides. RefSeq lists its product as uncharacterized. The coding region runs from base 1 to 1668 and encodes 555 amino acids. The record is from RefSeq and is a predicted model, not a curated record. The transcript has 8 exons. Lineage: Eukaryota; Fungi; Basidiomycota; Agaricomycetes; Polyporales; Fibroporiaceae.
AUGUUCUCAUAUCUGGCUCAUCGUCGCUCUUGUCGUGUGAAGCAGCAAGAACGAAAUGAACGCAUCCAGCGUCUCUCGCCUGUCUAUCACACCGCGCUAUCCGAAGCCGACAAGAGUAUUCUUGCCAAACCAGUCUCUGAGAUUGUCGCCAGCGUACAGGCGGGCGAGCUUAGCCCGUCGGAUGUCCUCGUUGUGUACGGCAAGAAGGCCUUGAAAGCGCAUGCGGCGACGAACUGUCUCACUGAAGUUCUCAUCCCCAGCGCAGAGGAAUGGGCGAAGACCUGCGACACAAAUGGUCCCCUCGCGGGCAUGCCGGUCAGUCUGAAGGACGAGAUCUCCAUCGCUGGAUUCGACGCGUGCAUCGGAUACUCUGCGUGGGUCGGCAAGACCAUCAAGACGGAUUCAGCUCUUGUGAAGUUGCUUCGUGAUGCUGGUGCAGUACCGUUCGUGAAGACAAACGUGCCUGUGACUAUGCUAUCGUUCGAGGCUGCAAACGAAGUCUUCGGCACGACAACGAAUCCACACAGCAAGGACUACGCGCCCGGUGGAUCGUCCGGUGGUGAGGCCGCCCUGCUCGCCUAUGGAGGAUCACGUAUUGGGGUCGGUUCGGAUGUAGCAGGCUCCGUGAGAGUGCCCUCCCAUUACUCCGGCACUUACACGGUGAAAGCGUCCUCGCGUCGAUUCUUGAAGGCAGGCAAUUCUAACUCCAGUAUACCUGGUGAAGAGGGCGUCCCUGUGGCGUUCUCUCCGAUGGCACGAACGCUUGAAGAUCUCGAGACCUUCUGGCGCGCUGUCAUGAGUAUGAAACCGUGGCAGUAUGAUGAUUCGGUGUUGCCUAUCCCUUGGCGUGAAAUUGACUUAUCUGCAACCAAAUCUCUUCGGUGGGGUGUCUUGUGGGACGAUGGUGUUGUCAUCCCUUCCCCUGUAUGUCGCCGUGCACUGCAAGAGGUUGUCGACGUCCUUCAAGCUGAUGGACACGAGGUGGUUCCUAUUAAUCCACCUAGCCCGUACGAGGGCCUACGUCUCGCAUCUCAGUUGUUGUACGCAGAUGGAGGCAAAAUGUGUAUCAAGCCCAUGCGUUAUGGCGAGUUCAAUGACCCCGGUGUAAUACAGGCUCUAGCAAUGUUCCGCACGCCGCGCUUCGUCAAGAGGCUCUAUGCCUGGUACCUCAGACACAUCCGCGGUGAUGAGGUGUACGCAGGGCUCGUAGAGGAUUGGUCAGAGAAAACGAUCCCAGAAUAUUUAAUGCUCGUCUCGCAGCGUGAUUCGUAUCGAGAACGGUGGCACCAGUUCUUGCAAGACCAGGCGCUCGAUUUCGUGAUCACUGUGCCGAACGCGCACCCUGCUGUGCCUCACGGAGGCAUAAAGGAUGGGUGGAAAUCAUGUGGAUAUACCUUCUUAUGGAAUUUGUUGGACUACUCCGCGGGGGUGCUUCCGGUCACACAUGUGGAUCAGGCGAAGGACGCCCUCCCUGCUUUCAAACCGAGAAAUGCUAUCGAACGAGGUGCGUACAAAACGUACGACGCAAGAAAGAUGCACGGCUUGCCUGUGGGCGUCCAAGUUAUUGGGAGACGGGUGGAGGAAGAGAAGGUGUUGGAAGGUAUGAAGAUCAUUCAGAGGCUCCUCAAUCAGCAGGGAAACGUAUACAUUCCCUUGGAGCUCGACUAG